UUGGUAACAUUUCCGUUUUUAUAUUUUUUCUGUAAAGAAAUGUCUGAUUGAGCAUUCAUCAAAGAGAUACACAGUAUACCUUGACCAAUAGAAAGUGGGGUAAAAAAAAAAACUGAAAAUUCGCAAAAACAAGGAGAUCAGUGAAGAGGAAUGCACACUCACGAAGAGAAAAAGAAAGUGGAGUUUGUCCCGGUAUGAAUAAACAAGAGAAAUUGGUUAAUCCCUCUUACGGGAAGAGGCCUGUCUGAACGCCUCCCCCUGCCUUUGGCUUGGAUUCUCCUGCUCACUCUUGUCUCCCUGCGCUUUGCCAGAGCCAGCAGCCAAACUAAAUAGUUUUGUGUUUUUUUGAGGGGACUUUUAGACUCUUGUUUUUCAUUACCCCAUCGUUCUCCAAUAAACCACUAAGCUACACAAAACAGCAAGAACCUUACUCGAGUCUGACUGUCUUUGUCAUUCACAGGAUAUGUGAUAGUACUUGUACUGGCUGUGAUAUUCAUUCUCUACAUUGAAAAAAAUGGGCUGGAUCUAUCCCAUAAUCUGGCUGUUGUGUGCGUAUGAUUGCUGGAGUUUAGUGGUCCCCAGACGCUCCAUUAUGCCUACCCUGCAUGGGGAGGUGGAAUCGCCCCUGUACCCCCGGCCCUACCCAGGCUCCCUGUCUGAGCAGUGGUAUCUCUCUGUACCUGCGGGCUACCAAGUACAGCUCACUUUCACACACCUGGACGUUGAGCCAUCAGCUGACUGCUACUACGACUCAGUGACGGUGAUGUAUGAGCAGAAGGUGCUGGGAAAAUUCUGUGGUCAGGAGAAUUCUGCAGAAGGCCGUCACCCCGGCAGACAACCCAUUCUGUCUCCCGGCAACCACCUCCGUGUAAUCUUUCAAACCGAUGACUCAAACGCCGGGCCGCAUCAGCACAUUGGCUUCUCUGCCUUCUAUCAGGCCAUAGACAUUGAUGAGUGCUCCUUGCCUGAUCCGGAUGAUGGCUCUGGACCCCUGUGCUCUCAGAUUUGCCACAACACCUUGGGGUCCUACCUGUGUUCAUGUCGCCAUGGAUACCAGCUCAGGCCCGACCAGCACACCUGCGUGUUGGAUUGUGGAGGUGGUCUUUAUACUGAGGCUGAGGGAGUUCUGACAAGUCCAGGCUACCCCCUCCCCUCCCCCCUCGGCAUGUCCUGCCAAUACCACAUCUCAGUGGAGCUCGGGUUCACUGUGACUCUCAACUUCAUGGGACCUUUUCACAUAGAGGGCACAGGACCGGAUGAUUCGAACUGUCUCCACCACUGGCUCCAGGUGUCCAUCCCAGAAAGAGAGCCCAUGAAGCUAUGUGGGGACAAGAGUCCAGGAGUGAUUCCCACCCAGUCCAACUCCGUUCAGCUGGAGUACCACACUGACUCUGCCGGGCUCAGCCACGGCUGGAAAAUGCAUUAUACCACACAGAGGGUGCAGUGCGAAUCUCCAGGUAAAAUCUCUAAUGGAAAAGUCACCCCCAGCUUUCCUCAGUACCUGUACAGAGACUACAUUCAUGUGCGCUGUGACACAGGCUACAAGCUGAUGAUGGGUGGUAAAGAAAUCCAGAGCUAUUUCUCCGUGUGUCAGAGUGACGGCCAGUGGCACAUUCCUCUUCCCCAGUGCCAGAUGAUAGACUGUGGGGACCCAUCCCCUUUGUUGAAUGGAGGAGUCUCCUUUCUGUCUGGCGCUAAGAACCAGUACCUCUCUGUGAUUGAAUAUCACUGUAAUGAACCAUUCUACUCCCUGGUAGACGGAGUUAGUGUGAACUACACAUGUGCAGCAGACAGGAAAUGGAAGGACCAUCGUAACAAUUAUAUAAUACCCAAGUGUUUCCCAGUGUGUGGCCGUCCCACUGCAUCCUUAACCAAAUUUCAGAGGGUGUUGGGGGGGGCACCUGCGCCACCAAGAACAUUCCCCUGGCAGGUUUUCUUAUCUACUGGACACAGGGGUGGGGCUGCUGUCAUUGGGGAUCAGUGGCUCAUUACAGCAGCUCACAACCUGGUUGAUAGGAUCAGCAACACGCCCAUCUCUGUGGAUAGAGUGAAGGCAUAUGUGGGAGACAUUGAUGUUCAGCAACUCCUAAAAUUCCAGCCACUUAGCAUUGCCUCCCUUCAUCCUCAUCCUGAUUACAAAAACGAAGAAACAAACUUCAACCAUGACAUUGCCCUCAUCAAACUCCAGCAGCCAAUCACAUUCAGCCACAAUGUCAUGCCUCUGUGUCUGCCACCAAAGGGUGCUAAAUACACAACUGGGACAGUGGGCUUCGUCUCUGGUUUUGGCGUGACAGAGGAGGAUGUGGUCUCCAACAUACUCAAGUACCUGCGUCUCCCCUUGGUGGAUCACGCUGUGUGUGGCAAGUCCAUCGACAGCCAAAGAAUGAAAAACGGAAAAAUUCCCAGUUUGACUGGCAACAUGUUCUGUGCUGGGUUCCCUGAAGGGGGCAGGGAUACCUGCAGUGGAGACAGCGGAGGAGCUUUUGCCUUACGAGAGAAUGACCAGUACUGGGCAGCCGGGAUUGUUAGCUGGGGAAUCGACUGUGGGGUUCAGGGUACCUAUGGAGUUUAUACCCGAGUGGAAAACUAUUUAGAUUGGAUAAAGAAAACAAUGGGGGGAAAUCUCUACCUGCAGUUCUGUGUCCUGUUUUUGCCUGUGGUUGCCUCUCAGUCCAUUUUUGGGUGGGUGGAGUCCCCCGGUUACCCCGGAGCUUAUCCAGAUGAAGCCAAGUUUGACUGGAAGCGGUGUGCCCCUUCUGGCCACACCCUCUCUCUCACCCUGAUUCACCUGGACAUGGAGGACAGUGAAGGGUGUAAGAAGGAUGCACUGGAGAUCUCGAGCGAUGAAGGGAAGCUUGUCUCCUUGUGUGGUCGGAAGUCAUAUGAGGAGCUCCAGUCAUCAGUCAAUCCUUCUCUCCGAUCCUCUCCCUCUGGCUGCCUCAAGCUUUCAUUCCACUCAGAUUACUCCAACACCCAGAGGCACAGCGGCUUCAGGGCAUUUUACACUGUGCAAGAUGUAGACGAGUGUGUUGAUCCAAACAACCGCUGCACACAGUUCUGCAGCAACUACGCCGGGGGAUACCAUUGCUUCUGCCAACCAGGCUACCACCUGGACACAGAUGGACACACCUGCAGAGUGAGUUGUGGUGUGGACAUAUCAGGCUCAAUUCUCAGUACAGUUACCAGCCCAGAUCAACGUGACUCAUAUGCAAAUGACCUCCAGCUGGUCCUGGAGUUGACAGAUGAUUUUGACCAGCUGGAAGUAGACAGGGGUCCCUGCAAUGACUCCUUGAUGAUUAGAACCCCCUCACGUGAAUUUGGGCCCUUCUGUGGCCAUGUACCUCGUCUUUCCCCUCUCGUCAGAGGAUCUCAUCAUGCCAAGAUUGUCUUCCGCACAGACAGAGCCGGAAACAACACCGGGAUCACAAUCAGCUACAAAAUCAAAGGUUCCCUGACAGCUGUAGACUGUGGGAUUCCUGACGUUCCAGAGGGUGGGCCCCUACAGCUGGCAGAUCAGAACCCCAGAACAAAGUACCGUGAUGAAGUCCGAUUCCAGUGCGAAUCUAAAUACUACACAUUGGAGGGGGAUGAAAAGUAUAUUUGUGAUGCUGAGGGAAACUGGAGGUCUGAGAGUGGUCAAACUGUGUUGCCAAAAUGCGUGCCAGUGUGUGGAAAGACAGAGAAUGAGAUCUUCAGCUUCUCCAGGAUUUUAGGGGGACAGGAAGUACAACCGGGCGAAAUUCCCUGGCAGCUAUGGCUCUAUUCACGCAGAGGAGGAGGAUCACUGAUCAAUGACCGCUGGGCUGUCACAACUGCUCAAGUGGUGGAUGGAUAUGAGGAAACUACUUUGCGUAUUUAUGGGGGUUUGGUGCAAGCGCGGGGAGCGUACGGCAUUGAGCAACGGGGGGUGACGCCUGAGGACGCAAUGAAGACUAAUCCUGGCCUGGUAGUAUUGUAUUCUCAGAAGAUCCUUAUUCACCCCCAGUACCAGAAGGGCCUAACUGAUGCGGAACGCUUGAACUUUGACAAUGACAUCGCUCUGAUAAAACUGAAAUCCAGGGUUAAUCUGGGUCCCACCAUACUCCCCAUUUGCCUACCAGAAAAGAAGGAAGGGCUAUCAAUGGAAAAUAAGGUGGGCACAGUUUCAGGCUGGGGGUUAAAUGAAGGUGGUGUACUAAGUAGGAAAUUGCUUUAUACAAAUAUUGUUGGUUACCCCCACAGUGAGUGUUCUGAUACUCCUAUACAUCUGAGCAAACGCAUGAAAGUGAUUUUCACUGAGAACAUGUUCUGUGCCGGGGAACAAGGACACGACAGCUGCACGGGUGAUGCUGGAGGGCCCUUUUUCAUUCCCAGGCUUGGUUCAGGUAACAAGGGGAGCAAAGGGCCAUACCGCCUGUAUGGCAUCGUGUCCUGGGGUGCAGAAUGUAAGGAUAAGGGCUACUACACCAAAGUGGAGAACUACCUGGACUGGAUUAAGGAAACGAUUGAGAAGGAAGAGAGUGAGGAGUGAAGACAUUAAACAAGAAAAAACCCUUUUCACUCAACAUUUUAUCUAGCUGUUACCAAUGAAUAUGUUUAUGCCAUUGGAGCUUAUUAUUAAAAUCAUAAGUUUAGUGUAUAAUGUCUGUAAUAUUUGAUUAGAUGGGAUGUUUUCCUAGAGAUAGACUGGUACUGUAUAGACUAACAUCAUGGUCUCCAGUAAUAGGAAGGCUGAUUGUGUUGAGGAUAUUGGAGAGGAAUUCAGGUUUCAUUGUUGGUAGGUAAUUGGAUAAAAGAUUAAUCAUAAUUAAAAUCUCGCUUGGGUUGGGAUAGAGCCAUUUUCAGUCAGUGUCCUCAAUAAAAAAAAUACUCAAAAAGAGUGUGUGCUAUCAUAAUGUAAACUUAUUAAUAAAG
Molecule: messenger RNA, 4893 nt
Organism: Megalops cyprinoides (Indo-Pacific tarpon)
Lineage: Eukaryota; Metazoa; Chordata; Actinopteri; Elopiformes; Megalopidae
Product: complement C1r-A subcomponent-like
Exons: 22
Coding region: 515-4510 (1331 amino acids)
Biological process (GO): proteolysis
Molecular function (GO): serine-type endopeptidase activity; calcium ion binding
Source: RefSeq, a predicted model, not a curated record